Cinclus cinclus is the source of this 3578-nucleotide messenger RNA. It is a transcript of the gene FLCN, whose product is annotated as folliculin. NCBI's taxonomy places the organism in Eukaryota, Metazoa, Chordata, Aves, Passeriformes, Cinclidae. Bases 67 to 1806 code for a protein of 579 amino acids. The record is from RefSeq and is a predicted model, not a curated record. Gene Ontology annotation, cellular component: cytosol. Gene Ontology annotation, molecular function: GTPase activator activity. The transcript is spliced from 12 exons. Gene Ontology annotation, biological process: positive regulation of transforming growth factor beta receptor signaling pathway; positive regulation of GTPase activity; negative regulation of transcription by RNA polymerase II.
GCCUUCCAGACCUCCUCAUGGCCCCCCUCCCUUGAGGAGGCCUGGCAGCUGUGCUGAGCCCUCACUAUGAACGCCAUCGUUGCCCUGUGCCAUUUCUGUGAGCUCCACGGCCCUCGCACCCUGUUCUGCACCGAGGUCCUGCACUCGCCACUCCCUCAGGGUGCCAGCAGCGGGGACAUCUCCGGGCAGAAUGAGCAGGCAGAAGAGGAGGAAUGUGGGAUUCAGAUGAGCAGUCGGAUCCGCUCGCACAGCCCGGCUGAAGGGGCCAGCGCCGACUCCAGCAGCCCAGGGCCAAAGAAGUCAGACAUGUGUGAGGGCUGCCGCUCUCUUGCAGGAGGACACCCAGGGUACGUCAGCCACGACAAAGAAACCUCCAUCAAGUACGUCAGCCACCAGCACCCAAACCACCCCCAGCUGUUCAGCAUCGUGCGCCAGGCCUGCGUCCGCAGCCUCAGCUGUGAGGUCUGCCCAGGACGUGAAGGCCCUAUUUUUUUUGGAGAUGAACAGCAUGGUUUUGUGUUCAGCCACACCUUCUUUAUCAAAGACAGCCUGGCCCGAGGUUUCCAGCGCUGGUACAGCAUCAUCACCAUCAUGAUGGACCGGAUUUACCUCAUCAACUCCUGGCCUUUCUUGUUGGGAAAGAUCAGAGGCAUCAUUGAUGAGCUCCAGGGCAAAGCACUGAAGGUGUUUGAAGCAGAGCAGUUUGGGUGCCCUCAGCGUGCCCAGCGCAUGAACACGGCCUUCACCCCCUUCCUGCACCAGCGCAACGGCAACGCCGCGCGCUCCCUGACGUCCCUGACCAACGACGAGAACCUCUGGGCCUGCCUGCACACCUCCUUUGCUUGGCUUCUGAAGGCUUGUGGUAGCAGGCUUACAGAGAAGCUUCUGGAGGGAGCACCCACAGAAGACACCCUUGUUCAGAUGGAAAAACUUGCAGAUCUGAAAGAAGAGUCGGAAGGCUGGGAUGGUUCUGAGGAAGAAGAGAAGCCUUCUUCCCAGCCAGAUGUUGUGGAAGGGCAGGAGCUGUCCAAAGGCUCCCCUGAAACAUCUCUGAUGCCAGAUUGCAACAGCUGGAACGUAGCUCACAGAAGGUUGUCUGUCUUUCGCUCUCUCAGGCACAUGAGACAGGUUCUUGGGGCAUCAGCAUUCCGAAUGCUGGCUUGGCAUGUCCUGAUGGGGAACCAGGUCAUCUGGAAAGCUCAGGAUAUGGACCUUGUCCAGUCUGCCUUUGAUGUCCUACGGACGAUGCUGCCCAUCGGGUGCGUGCGGAUCAUCCCCUACAGUGACCAGUAUGAGGAAGCCUAUCGGUGCAACUUCCUGGGCCUGAGCCCACACGUCCAAAUCCCACCCCACAUCCUGUCAUCUGAGUUUGCAGUCCUCGUGGAAGUCCGUGCUGCCACCCGUUCCAGCCUCUACCCAACCCUGUUUGAUGAUGAGCAGUCCCUCAACAAGUACGAGUUUGUUGUCACCAGUGGGAGCCCCGUUGCAGCAGACAGAGUUGGCCCAACAAUCUUGAACAAGAUUGAGGCUGCCCUGACCAACCAGAACCUCUCUGUGGAUGUUGUGGAUCAGUGCCUUGUUUGCCUGAAGGAGGAGUGGAUGAAUAAAGUGAAAGUCCUCUUUAAAUUCACUAAAGUGGACAGCAGACCCAAGGAGGAUACCCAAAAACUGCUGAGCAUUCUGGGAGCUGCAGAGGAGGACAAUGUCAAACUUCUCAAGUUCUGGAUGACCGGCCUGAGCAAGACGUACAAAUCCCACCUGAUGUCAACAGUUCGCAGCCCGACGUCCUCAGAGUCCCGGAAUUAAAGGGUGCCCAACCUCCCCUGCUUCCUUCAGAGAAGGGCAGGGAACCCUGGUUACCUCUGCUGAGCCUGCAGCAUGUGCUUUUAGGUGGAUAGUGAGGCUUCAUCACUAUUCUCCUGGUCCUCAGACCAACUUGAAGAGUGACUUGAGUCUUUUCUACUUGCUGUGAGACUGGACUAAUAAGUGCUAAUCCACAGUGCUGCUGUCUCUCCUGGAUCUCAGCUCUCAAUCUAGACGUGCACACUCAAGACUAAAACACAGCAAUGCUCAAAGAAUCAGCUAAAUUAAUUAAAAUCCCAUCCUGUCCUCAUUAAGCACCAUGGUGUGGCAGCAGGCCUCACCUUUAGGUUCUUUGGCAGGCCUGUGACAACAUCCAGAACUCCUGGGAGGGCAUAUGGUUAAUCUCACUGAAAUCCCACAUAAAUCUCCUAAAUGCCUGAGAGAACAAGAACCAAAAAUAAGAGGCACGUCACAGGGUAUGGAUCACAUGUAAAUUAUUUCAAACCACUUCGUGCUCAGAUUUAAGAGACUAUUUUCUGCUGUAGCAUAAGUCAGGACAUCCCAUGGGAGUCCUGUCACUCCUCUUUAUUUAUUUAUAUCUUAACUUGAGACGGUUUUAGCAUUUGCUUUGGAAAUCUUGUCUGGGAGGGUGAAUUAUAAAAUAAGUCUAAAAAUGCAGCCUGCUUGCCUCUCAGAGAGGAAAAUACUCGCCUUGUUUUGCCUGUGGUUGCAGAACUUCCAGGUAAUGAAGAUAACCUCACCAGGAUAAGGUUCUCUUCUGUCUUUUUUAGCUUCCUUAAGUUAAGCAGAAGAGAUUCAACCUGUAGGUGCUCCCUUAUAUAACUAUAUAGUAGCCAUUUUUGCUUAAUAGUUCAUGAAAACAUUGGUGCAUUUUUUAAUUACCUAGCUAGAUAUUCCUUAUCUGUACUGUAAGGAAUCACUGUUUCUGUUGUGAAGUCUGGGGUUUGUGUCCUUUGUUGGUUUUUUUGGUGCGUUUUUUUUGGUUGGUUUUUUGGGGUUUUUUUUGGUUUUCUGGAUCAUUAUUGGGAACACUUGACAUUACCACAGACAUUUUGAACAAGCUAAAGGCAGGUUUUACCCAGGUGACUUUCUAUACUCACUCAAGCUCAGAGAGGAUGUUCCAGCUUGUCACAAGUUCUGUUCUUAUAUAUAAAAUACGGAGGUUCAUUUUUGUCUGGAACAUCUGUAAAAUGGAGACAGGCAUUAAAUCUCAUAAGAGCUAUUUUUGUAAAAUGAACAAAGCCUGGUUUUUUGGUUAUUUUCAGUGUGUGUGUGUUGUGGUGGGGGAAAGCAGCACAAAUCCACAAAAUUCCUGCAUCCUAUGCCUAGAUCUAAUGUAGAGAAUUUAAUACAGUCUUUCCCUCUUAUCUUUGUAUUAGUUUCUUGUUGACUGAGCUAGUAAUCUUUAUUUUAAAACUAUUCUGGUCCAGUCCAGAGCUGUGUAACACAGCAGGCAAGACAUCAUUUGGCAUUGACACCUUCUUGAUUGCUGAACUGGAUUUGUUGUUUUUUUUUUAAAUACAGCUCUCCCAAGCAAUCCAGCAUCAAAACCUAACCUAGUGGUUCCUUCCAAAACAGCAAAGGGUUGGUCACAAGGUUGAGCCCGAGGCUGCUGCUUCUCCCGAUGCUGAUCCCUCUCCAUCCUGACCUGAAACAAGGCUGUCAUGGACAAACAGACUCAGCUUUGAGCCAGGGCAAGGAAAUCACUAACUUAACACUUAUAAAAUGCCCACAGGAAAGAAGGGGGAGAGCUG